Theobroma cacao (cacao) is the source of this 7268-nucleotide messenger RNA. RefSeq names its product methyl-CPG-binding domain 9 (gene MBD9). Gene Ontology annotation, molecular function: DNA binding; protein binding. NCBI's taxonomy places the organism in Eukaryota, Viridiplantae, Streptophyta, Magnoliopsida, Malvales, Malvaceae. Gene Ontology annotation, cellular component: nucleus. The record is from RefSeq and is a predicted model, not a curated record.
AUUAACUCCCAGAGAAAAAAAAAGGAAGGAAAUGUAUUUGUUCUUUCAAAAACCACGACUCGGAUAAAAACAAACAAAAUGGAACUCACCGAUUCGAACGAUUCAAAGCCCGAGACUCGUUCACCUCUCGGCAUCGAUCUAAACGAGAUCCCUUCUUCUUCUUUUAACGAAACCCUACCUGACUCUGACUCAGCCGAACCCGAUUCGUUUUCCAUCGUUCGGGCUAUCCACGAGAAUCCCGACCCGGCCCUAGGUGAACCCGCGGGGGUUCCGGUAGGGAAAGAAGAGGAGCCGUGUGGCGCAUGUGGGACGGCAGCGGCGGCGGGAGGAGGACUAGUGGUGGUUUGUGACGGCUGUGAGCGAGGGUUUCAUCUCGCAUGCGCUGGGAUUUCCGGAAGGUUGUCUGCGGCGGAGGAGUGGGUGUGUGCAGAGUGCGUCAGCCGCGGCGUAAGGAGUAAGCGGUGGCCGCUUGGGUUGAAGGCGAAGAAGCGGAUUCUUGAUAUCAAUGCUUCGCCGCCGAGUGAUGGUGACGGUGACGGUGAGGAGGUGCAGGAGUUAUUGAGAAAGCACAUACCGGGUGACAAUUCUUUUGUUGGCAAUGGGUUUGGUGCCCCAUUGAAAUAUUCGAAUUUCUUGUAUGCGGGUAAUGGAUUUGGCUUUCAAAAAGCUUCUGGGAUUAUGACACAUGCUGUCAAAGUGGGUUUUGAAGAUAUAUUGUGUCAUACGCGAACAAGAGAUAGAAGUUUUGAUGAGGUAGAUUUGGGUUUUCCAUUAGGAAGGCUGAGGAGUAGUAAUAAUACAACCAUUAGAUUUCCAUCUCGGAAUACGAGUGAUAUAUUUUUGCAGGAUCUUAGAGAAUUUGUUUCAGAAAGACAUGGUGUCCUGGAGGAAGGCUGGCGUGUGGAACUAAAACAUUCAAUGAGCAGCUGUGAACUAUAUGCAGUUUAUUGCGCCCCUGAUGGGAAGACAUUUGAUUCAAUGUUCGAUGUUGCUUGUUAUCUUGGAUUGAUGUCGAACUAUAACUUGAUGGAUGCUGAAAUAAAACGUGAGGGGGCUUCUCUUCAGGAAAGAUUGCUUCUGCCAAGAAAAAGAAAGUCAACAAGAUUUUCAAUAGCCAAUGGUUUUCCUGAAAAUAAGGAAGGUUUGAUAAGUAGCUAUUGCAAGGAAUUUUCAUGUGAUGGUCAAAGUGUGGAAAAGUGUGCCAAUAAAUCUGGUAUUAUGAAAGUCACUGAAGCCUUGCAAUAUGGGAAGGUUAGCUCUGAAUCUGAGCAAAUUAAUGAUGGGCUUCCUGUGCAGUUUGAAGAUUUUUUUGUUCUUUCUUUGGGGCUAGUUGACACGAGACCUUCGUAUCAUGAUGCUAGUUUGAUCUUCCCUAUAGGUUAUAGGUCUUGCUGGCAUGAUAAGAUCACUGGGUCCUUUUUUGUAUGUGAAGUGUGUGAUGGUGGUGAUUCUGGACCUAUUUUCAAGGUCAGAAGGUGUUCUUGCUCUGCGUUGCCCCUUCCGAUUGGGUCAACUGUCCUCUUUUGGCCUCAUAUUGACCAAACUUUUUGUCAUAAUAAGGAAGAAGGUGAUGCUAUGUGUUAUGAUAACAAGGAGUUUGAUGAUGAUGGCUGUAUUCAGAUGAUCCUUUCAGACCCUUGCACACCUAUGGAAAGUGAUAUCUUGACUUGUCUAGGUAGUAGUUUGAAGGAAACUUGCGGUGUUCAGAACUUUGACAGAUCACAACUUGAAGCAGGUUCCGUUUGUGACAAAUCUGGAGAUCUAUUGAUGGAAGAAAUUGGUGAAAUUUCAGUGGAAGAGCGAUCGUCAUCUGCAGCAUGGAAAACAAUGUCUCAGAAAUUUAUUGAUGCCUGCUCUGAGAUAUGUAGAAGAAAAGGUUCUUUGAAGUUUUCCUGCAAGCAUGUGGGAAAGGAAAUGGAGUUAUCAAGCUGGGAUAUGAUGGAUGAAAAGACCAAAGAGACCUAUGCUCCAUUAGUUAAAUUUUGCGGCUUCCCCAUCUCUUUCUCCAUCCCUUUUGAGCACCAGGCUGAUGAGCUGGAGACUUUGGCUGAUGAACUGACAAAAUGGCUGGGACAGGAUAGAUUUGGGCUGGAUGCUGAAUUUGUACAAGAAAUCAUUGAAGAGCUUCCUGGUAUUGAGGCCUGUUCACGAUAUGAAUCUCUGAAGAACAGAAGUUCCUAUUUAGGAUCCUUAACUAUCAGAAACGGUCUCCUGAAGAUUAAGACACAAGGUGGUCUUGAAUGCAAGGGAGAAAAAGGAUUAUAUGGUUUAUUUGGAAAGUCCAAAAUGCUCAGGUUGGUCGAUGACCGUGGUCCUCCUGCAGGGAAGCCAUUGUGCUCGAGACUUCCUGUUGAACUUGUUGGUGACUUUUAUCAGGUAUGGGAGUUGUUGUGGCGCUUCCACGAAGUCAUGGGGUUGAAAGAACCUCUUUUAGCAAAUGAACUUGAAGAGGAGCUUAACAAUCCCUGGUCUAAUCACUCAAAUUUGUUUCGUAAAUUUGAUGGUGAAAGCCAGGGAUCUGAUGUCCUGAGUUUAUCUAGAAUUGAUGGUAUGGGUGAACAAAAUGUGUCCCCAAGUGAUGAAUCUUGUAUGGCAACUUCGACCAAAAAUCCACAUUCAUUUCUACAGAUGGAAACAGGAGAAAUGAUGGAAGCUGACCAGGCUAGGCUUGCAUCUCUUAGUUACAGAAGAUGCUUUGGUGUGACUUUGACCAAAACUCACAGCUCACUUCUAGGGGUGCUAAUAAGUGAGCUGCAAUCAAAGGUUGCUGCACUUGUUGAUCCAAAUUUUGAUUCUGGCGAGUCAAGAUCUAAAAGGGGAAGGAAGAAAGAUGUAGAUGGUACAGCUCCUGGUAAAAGAGUUAAGCUCAGUGUGCUCCCAGUUAAUGAGUUGACCUGGCCUGAAUUAGCUAGAAGAUAUGUGUUGGCUGUCUUAUCCAUGGAUGGUAAUCUUGACUCAGCAGAGAUCACUGCUCGUGAAAGUGGUAAAGUCUUCCGUUGCUUACAAGGUGAUGGUGGGGUGCUUUGUGGUUCACUUACUGGGGUGGCUGGGAUGGAAGCAGAUGCCCUUUUGCUUGCAGAGGCUACAAAGCGUAUAUUUGGUUCUUUGAACAUAAAAAGUGAUGUUCUGACUGUAGAAGAUGAAGGGCCUGAUGACAAUGUUGCUUGUGAAAAGAAUGUUGUGAAUGAUGGUGAUAUUCCAGAGUGGGCAAAGUUGCUGGAACCUGUUAGAAAGCUGCCAACAAAUGUUGGAACCAGAAUCAGAAGGUGUGUUUAUGAUGCUUUGGCAAAAGAUCCUCCAGAGUGGGCGAAGAAAAUAUUGGAACAUUCAAUCAGUAAGGAAGUUUAUAAGGGCAAUGCAUCGGGACCAACAAAGAAAGCUGUUCUUUCAGUGCUAGCAGAUGUUCGCAAUGAAUGUUUGGCACAAAAAUCUGAGAAGGGAAGAAGUAAAAGGAAGACUGUCUUAUCUGUAUCUGAUAUUAUCAUGAAAGAAUGUCGGAUCAUAUUACGUCGUGCUGCUGCUGCUGAUGAUUCGAAGAUUUUCUGCAACUUGCUGGGGAGAAAGCUAAUGAAUUCUAGUGAUAAUGAUGACGAGGGACUGCUUGGAUCUCCUGCCAUGGUAUCUCGUCCUCUGGAUUUUAGGACUAUUGAUUUGAGAUUGGCAGUUGGGGCCUAUGGUGGAUCACACGAAGCUUUUCUCAAGGAUGUUCGUGAGUUAUGGAGUAAUGUUCGUACUGCCUAUACUGAUCAGCCUGAUUUGGUUGAAUUGGCGGAGUCAUUAUCCCAAAACUUUGAGUCCUUGUAUGAACAGGAGGUACUUACCCUAGUUCAGAAAUUGGCGGAAUAUGCUAAAUUGGAAUGCUUGAAUGCAGAGACAAAAAAGGAAAUAAAUGAUUUACUUGCUUCGACAAGUGAGAUCCCCAAAGCGCCUUGGGAUGAGGGAGUCUGCAAAGUAUGUGGUAUUGAUAAAGAUGAUGAUAGUGUUCUUUUGUGUGAUACUUGUGAUGCUGAGUAUCAUACUUAUUGCUUGAACCCUCCAUUGGCAAGGAUCCCUGAGGGGAACUGGUAUUGCCCUUCUUGUGUUCUCAGCAAACGUAUGGUUCAAGAUGCAUCAGAACAUUCACAAGUCAUCAUCCGACGGAGAGAUAAAAAGUAUCAGGGAGAGGUUACCCGUGGUUACUUGGAAGCACUUGCACAUUUAGGAGCUGUAUUGGAAGAAAAAGAGUAUUGGCAAUUUAGCAUAGAUGAGAGAAUCUUCUUGCUCAAGUUUUUAUGUGAUGAAUUGCUUAACUCAGCUCUCAUCCGUCAACAUCUUGAACAGUGUGCUGAAACAUCUGAGUUACAUCAGAAAUUACGUUCUGCCUAUGUAGAAUGGAAAAACCUAAAAUCUAGGGAAGACUUUGUGGCUGCAAAAGCUGCAAAGAUUGACACAAGUAUGAGUAACGCUGUUGGAGAUGUUGGCGUAAAGGAUGGUGAUGAUUGGCUUCCAUCAGAUGGUGGGAAAGAGGGUGCUGACCUUAAUGGUUCAAAUAAAUAUGCAUCUGCUACUUAUACAGAGAAAAAUUUUACCGCUAAUGGCCAAACUUUGAAUCCCAUGGAUACUGAGGCUCAGUUAAAGGGUGAUCAGGCCAUUGUGGAUGCCAGCAAAGUAUCUUCUCAAAAAAGUGAUAAAUCCUUUAGGCCAAGUGAGUUGCUCGUACCAAAUCAUUUGUCCCAAGAAAUUGAGAACUCAAGCAAAGAAACCAGUUUCCAGGGUAAAUUGGAAGAGUCUAAGGGAAUGGAUGUGGCUUCUCCACCUUCUCCUUCAGAUUGUAAUGGACAGUUUCCGCCAUCUGAUGCAGCUAAGCAAGUGCCUUCUGUUACUGAGAACGAGUCACAAUCUCAUCACCUUGAGUUGAACACCAUCAAGAAUGACAUCCAACGUCUGCAGGACUUAAUUACCAGCUUAGAAUCACAGCUUUUGAAGCUAUCUGUACGGAAGGAGUUUUUGGGAAGUGAUUCUGCUGGCCGGCUGUACUGGAUUUCAGCCAUGCCAGGUGGAUAUCCUCAGGUUAUCGUUGAUGGAAGUUUGGUGUUGCAGAAGAAAAGAAAAUUUUUGGGCUAUGAGGAGCGAGUGCAGAACACUUUUAUCUGGAAUUCUGCUUCUGCUGGCACAGAUAAUGGUAUGAAGGCAGAGGGGUCCAAGGCUUCCUGUCCGUUUCUGUACAAUUCCAAAGAUGCUAUUUCAGUUGGUUCACCAUGGGUUACAUAUCAAACAGAGGCAGAAAUUGAGGGACUCAUUGAUUGGUUGAAUGAUAAUGAACCAAAAGAAAAAGAGCUGAAAGAGGCUAUUUUGCAGAAGCUAAAGUUCCAGGAUUACCAAAAAAUGAAAAACCAAGAUCAGGAUGAGUGCCAAACUGCUUUUUCAAUGUCCAGUGGUUCUGAUAAAGGUUCAUUUUCGAGUUUUCUUGGUACUAAGGCAGCAAUGUUACUGGAGAAGAAAUAUGGUCCCUGCUUCAAGUCAGAAAUAACUGAUUCUUUGAAGAAGAGAGGAAAAAAGGCGAGGGUGAUUAAUGGAGAUAAAAUGUGUAGGUGUAAAUGCUUAGAGCCCAUUUGGCCCUCCAGAAAUCAUUGCAUCUCUUGCCACAAGACAUUUUUUAGUGAUGUCGAAUUUGAGGAUCAUAAUGAUGGUAAGUGCAAUCUGGGUUCACCAUUAAAUGAGAAGAGCACGUCAGUUGGUGAUUCUUUAAAAGGAAAGGGGAAUAUGAAUAUUGAUAUUAAUCGGGUAGAUUGCACUGUUGACAUGGAAAUUGUUGAAACUUCUAAAAGUGGGCAUUCCGAGUUGAGCUCAAGGUUGAUUAAGUUUCAAAAUGAAGGGGUAGUUUGUCCAUAUAACUUUGAAGAGAUCAGUACCAAAUUUGUGACAAGAGAUUCUAAUGAAGAAUUAGUGCGGGAAAUAGGUCUUAUUGGUUCAAAUGGGGUACCAUCGUUUGUCUCAUCUGUUAGUCAUUUUGUUAGUGACUCUACACUAAUGACCGUUCGUCCUCACCAAGAAAGAGGAGAUUUAGGGGAUAAGUUGAAGGCUACUGAGAUGCCUGGUUUUUCACAAGGAAACAGGAGUGUGGCUAAUGGAAUCAAUGAACGCUUAUCAGACAAUUCUUUCAGAAGAUCUGUGGCAAGUGAGAUUGAAGUGCAAAGGACCAUAAGACCAGCUUUGAGAUGUUUGGAGCAAAGGGAUAGAAUAUCCUCUGCAGAUAAGUAUUCUCCUGAACUGGGUAUUGGUCGCUGCUGUGUAGUCCCUCAAUCUUCAUUAAGGCCCUUAGUCGGUAAAGUUUCACAGAUUUCAAGGCAACUGAAGAUUAAUUUACUUGAUAUGGAUGCUGCACUCUCUGAAGAAGCUUUGAGACCAUCAAAGGCAUGUAUGGAAAGGAGAUGGGCCUGGCGUUCAUUUGUUAAAUCUGCAGAAACAAUAUACGAGAUGGUCCAAGCAACAAUUGUAUUGGAGGACAUGAUUAAGACUGAGUACUUGAGGAAUGAAUGGUGGUAUUGGUCAUCGCUAUCUGCUGCUGUGAAAAUUUCCACUGUGUCUUCUCUUGCCCUACGUAUAUACUCCCUUGAUUCAGCUAUUAUUUAUGAAAAAUCAUUUGAGUUCCAUUCAAUUGACAAUUUGAAGCCCAGCAGCAUACCAGACCCUAAGCUGCUCCCCAACUUGGACCUGGCAGAGAAGUGCAAGGUGAGCAGGAAGACUAGCAAGAAAAGGAAGGAACCAGAGGGUUGAUCUCUGUCAACUAGGAUUUUCAAAUCUGAGAGGAUCUUAUUUCAAUGAAAAUUGAUCCCUGUAGCAAGGGAAGCUGGUGGCAGGAAUGUGUCACAGGAAUAUCAGAGGGUCCUAGACUCAGAACUAAAAUGUUGGGUUUGCUGGUUCAGGUUGGCCCUGACUGUUUGGACCUAGAGUUCUGCUGCCAUUGCCUCGUGUAUAUAUUGAUAAGGCUAACAUGCUAACUUGGAUGCUUUGAUUCAGAAUUCAUAGAAGUGCCAAUGGUGUUGGAAGCACCAGGAUGAUAACUAAGAAUGCAUCCAAUUUUGGACUGAUUUCUGCUGUAUCUUUUGGAUUUACUUUCUUGGGAAGCAGAAGGGUUUUUGCCACAAAGAGCAAGAUUUAUAUACAUAUACAACAUGAAUUAAUGUAAAAGGAAAAAGGAAAAAAAAAAAAAUGAAAACUGAUCAGUGUUGAAGUUGAGCAGGUGUAGGCAAUAUUUCAUUCUUUAUACAUCUCUCUUUGUUUCUUUC